Messenger RNA from Cryptotermes secundus, 919 nucleotides. Its product is annotated as cadherin-87A. The record is from RefSeq and is a predicted model, not a curated record. Gene Ontology annotation, cellular component: plasma membrane; catenin complex. Gene Ontology annotation, biological process: homophilic cell-cell adhesion. NCBI's taxonomy places the organism in Eukaryota, Metazoa, Arthropoda, Insecta, Blattodea, Kalotermitidae. Gene Ontology annotation, molecular function: calcium ion binding; cadherin binding.
CGUCUUAGAAAGGCUCGCCUGUAGAGCAGUCGAGAUGGAAAUGCCAACAUCCUGAAUCAUGGAUGUAUUGACUGUGUUUAGAACACUUGAGAGAAAAGCGAUCAAACAUUUUAAGUGUUAGAGUAUUUUUGUGGGUGUGAGAAUGGUGUAGUGCUGUGUAUUUGAAAGUGUUUAUGUGUAGUGUUUGUAGAAAUUUUAGUGUAGCGUUCUUGGAAAGUACCGUUUUCUCUCGACAGUUGUAACAACUCUGACGCAGACACAGUCGUUUCAAACUGUGGAUGAUUUUCUAGGAAAAGUAUUGUGAAGUCAUAUCCUGGUGCCAAACAUGAAGAACUCUGAAGAGGGGACAAGAAUUCUGUGGCUUUAUCUGAUAAUGUUCUUGUGGGACUUCGAUGUUGAAGCUCAGUCUUUAAUCAACCGUGCUCCCUACUUCCUGUCUGGAGGUGAUAUGGCCAGGUUCUCAUUGCCUGAGGAUACCAAAGUCGGUGCUCCUGUGUACCGUUUACGAGGUCUUGAUCCUGAAGGUUCAGAUGUUCAUUACAGCAUUAGCGGAGAACAACUCACAGUAGAUCGUAAAUCAGGAAUUGUUUCAUUGCUCAGGCCCUUGGAUCGGGAAACCAUUGAUCUGAUGGAAGUCAUUAUUAGUAUCACAGAUGAAGGAAUUGCAGGGUCAGAGCCAAACACAGUGUCUUUGCGUCGAGAAAUUCCAGUUCUGGAUGUCAAUGAUAAUGCCCCAGAAUUCCAUGGUCGUCCAUAUUCAUUCACUGUAGCUGAGACUACCCGUGUUGGAACAACUCUCUUUAGCAAUAUCACAAUAACUGAUGAAGAUGGAGGGGUUAAUGCAGAUAUUAUGUUAAGCUGUGCUGCAGAUAAAGAUAAUGAAGAUGUCUGCUCAACAUUUGGUGUAGUUGCAGAGAAG